GAUCCAAGAUGGCGGCCUCCGUGCUGAUGUUUGGAGGAGCUCUGUUUGAAACGACGAAACACGAAAAAUUUCAGGUGAAGUGAUUAAAACACACCGGUGAAAAGGGAUAUGGGCACAUUACUGAACUGUGGAACAUGAAAUACCACGGUGCUUUUUCGUUUCAUGGACUAAAUGUGCAUAUUUUGGGUCGUGAAGUCUGACUUUGCCGUUGAAAUGCAAAAGUGAGUCUGCAUUUAACAUGAAUACAAAAGAAUUGGUCCGUAUUGCUCUACAAAUGGAGAAAUGUAUUGACAACAGAAGCUAUGGGGACGUUUUAACUCUACUCUCUGACCUGGGUAAGGUCAGAAUCACUUCAGAGCAGCUGGAAACCACAGACAUAGUAAAAGUUCUCUACAGACUCCUAAAAUCCUGUCCAGACAACAAUUUAAAGAAGACAGUGAAGAGUUUGUUGGCAAAGUGGAAAAAACAGUACGGGAAAGACAGGGAUAUGAAAUGUACAGAGAAGGAAAAAGUGUCUGAACAGUCUUGUGGCGAUUCAUCUUUAAAUAUUUGUGAUAAAGGUGUGUCUGAACCAGAAAAUAUUGUUUCGGGGGACGAAGACAGCCACCAAACUCUUCCUUUAACAUCAGAAAGCACCUCCUUAUCCUGUCUACCUUCGUCUGUGAGAUCCAAAGGUGUCCAGUUUCUUCUUGCCGCCCUUUCCAAAGGAGUUACCGAUCAAGAAACGGCUGCAGAUUUGGCAGGAAAGCUUGAGGAACACAUCCACGAGCUCCACAAAUCAAACAACACCAGAUACAGAGCCUGCAUAAGAAGCAAGGUAGCCAAUUUGAGGAACCCUAAAAAUGGGCAUUUACUAACAGGACUUCUCAACGGUUCACUCACACCUGGGGUCUUUGCUGGGAUGUCAGCGGCGGAAAUGGCGGGCGAGGAGCUGCGGCAGCUACGAGAAGAGUAUUCGUCACAAGGUGUAAGCGAAAGGCAGCUUCCUCAAGGGAUAGAAGGGACAAAAACGCAGAUCAGGUGUAAGAGAUGUGGGGGGUCGGACUGCAGGGUGACGCAGGUGUCCAGGGGGGCCCUUUUUCUGCCUGCAUGGGUGAGGAGAGGCGGCCCUGAUGAGGACGCAAUGACUUUUGUGACCUGUAGUGGGUGUGGUCAGCAGUGGUACCACAGCGGCUGGAUCUGCCUCUAGAUCCACACUCCUGUUUUGACAGAUUUAGUGACUAUAGAUAACACAUUUGACAAAAACUGUCAAAGAGCAGAACUAUAACAUGUGGAGGAGAAUAAGAGAAUAUUUAUGUCCACAGGGGGGCGCCAAAAUUGAUACAAACUGAGAGCUCCUCAGGACGAAAGGUCAGUCAAAUGCAGUGAGAAAAAAAGGAGCAGAGCAUUCUCCCUGUAUCUUUAAAAAUGCAGCGUCAGGCUUGGACUUUUAAGCUGUAAAUCUAAAACUGAAAGCUGACUCGAUUAUUCUUACAUGCUUUAAAGACUGAGUCACUGUCCAUUACAGUUGAAACCACAACUUUUGAAGAAGCAGAUCUCGUCAUUCUCCUCCUGCUGAGUCAUUUCCUUACUUCAACUACACUUAUAGAACCUCAGCUAACUACUUUUCUUUUCCAUCUUCUCUUGCAUCCUCGCUCUCAUUGACCUUCAGUCUUGAUAUUAAUGUGGAAACUUUGUUCUACUGCUUUUAUUAUAAGGGAGAGCAAAGCAGAUAACAUCAUGCCCCCAUGCAGCCUCCUCUGACAAUAUCCCAUUCAUGUGGGGCAAACUGGCUCCAGCAGAUCAGACAUGUGACUUGUAGAAAACGGUGAGCAUGUGAGGCAGUAAUCUGCCCUCCUGAGCACCCUCAGGCCUGGAUAUCCCAUGGUGCUUCAGUCAGUGGACGUGGCCGAGUGAGUCAUCGAAACGUCAUUGUGGCAUCACAUCCACGAACCUUCACUCAACAGGGGGAAUAGUUUCACAAAUUCUUCAACAUUGUUCACUUUUUUAAGUUGAAGGACUUUUCGUCCUGAGGAGCUCUCAUUUUGUGUAAUUUUGGCGCCCCUUCUGUGGACAAAAAUCUUCUUACUCUCCUCCACAUGCUUCAGUACCAGGGUGUCUGCAGAUAAGCUGUCCUGUAAGAAAAAAGUCAUGUAGUUUAAUCUUUACUCAGUUCAGUUUUAGCCUGAAUUUGUGGAUGUAGCAAUGAACUUUGUCCAGAGAAAGCUGUUUCUGGAAGGGAUUUUGACUUCAGAGUCAUGUCUGUCCAUCACUAGUUUUGUCCCUUUUGUGCAAAGUCCUCCAAAUUUCUACAAUCUUUUGUACAAACUUAAUAAAUUUACGGAUUUUAUCAAAUUUUUAUACAAAUGAAGCUGCCUUCAGUGAAAUUAAGUUCUUACACAGUCACAUUCUGGUAUUUCCCCUACGUAUAUUUCCUGGUUUGACCCACUUUUCUCUCUUUCUUGGUUCUUUAUCUUGGAUGUUCAAAGAUAGAAUCCCCUGUAACUGAAUUAUCAUGCUUAAUGAUAUGGCGCUGCACCAUCUUGUCAGUCAGAUACAGCAGGAGUGUGGAUGCACUUUGUUAUCUGUGGCUCUUCUCUGUGUUGUGUCUCCUCUCAGUCGCUCUAUAUCUAGAGAGUGUCGUGUUCCACCUUUUCAGUCACAGUGGUCUGUCAAAUCAAUCAGUGCUCUGAAGGCAUUUAUCUCCUCUUCACUCGCACAUAUACACUGAUUUGAGCAGAAAACACACCGCAGGAACAGAUAAGAAGUUGAGGUUUUGCUUUACGAAGUGUAUCAUACUUGAAAACCUGCAGAAGUGCAAGAAUUCUUUUCAGAGACAAUGUACAGAUAUCAUUAUCCCUUUCUUUUUCAGUCAGUCUUGUGCUAACUUUUCUGAAUAACUUAUUAGAUCUGAAAAAAAAGACAACUACUAGUAAAAUAUGAUUAGUUUUGCAUGAGCAAGGUUACGUCCCUACUUUGUUCUGUGCCAAACCACCAAUAUAAUCAAUUAAAUCUUCUGUGAGGAACCUUUGAUUUGCGUCAAUGGCAGAAACCUCCCCCUUUGUGCUGGUUUCAAACAAUAAAAAUCUGU
Messenger RNA from Xyrichtys novacula (pearly razorfish), 3070 nucleotides. NCBI's taxonomy places the organism in Eukaryota, Metazoa, Chordata, Actinopteri, Labriformes, Labridae. The record is from the annotation of a GenBank genome assembly.